Molecule: messenger RNA, 30272 nt
Organism: Pocillopora meandrina
Lineage: Eukaryota; Metazoa; Cnidaria; Anthozoa; Scleractinia; Pocilloporidae
Source: the annotation of a GenBank genome assembly
AUGAGAAAGCGUCGGCAGAAUUUCAUCAAGCGUGGACGUCGAAGAUAUUCGAUAAAGAAACGAGGCAGGAAAUACUUCGUGAGAUAUCGAAAUAAGUGGAAACGAACGAAAUUGAAAUGGAAGAAGCGAUAUCGGAGAGGUAGGUUUCAGUAGGUUUCACCAGUAGAAUAGAGAAAGAUGUUUUUGGUCUUAUUACGAGCGUGGGACCAAGAAAAAAUUCUGAGCCCCCAUAAACAUUAUUUACAAACAUGACGCUAUCGACAUUGUAGAUCCUAGCAGUAUGCAGCGUUUCAUAUGAACUUCGUAAUAGACCUCGCCCACCGUAGAGUCUCUGUGGCUCACUGGUAAAGCAUAGGAGAGGGGAAUCCGAAGGUCGGAGGUUCGAUUCCUCGUGGGGACUCAGAUUUUUUUCUUUGUCCCACGCUCGUGACAAGACGAAGAACAUCUUUCUCCAUUUCUUUACCAAGCUCAAAACUUAGCAUCUGUCUUAUUCUAUGUACCAAUAGAAUAGGUUUGAGUAUUAUGGCGGUGAUAGUUUUUUCCCCUUUAUUUUCUAAUCAGAGACAUCAUAAUUCUGUCCCGAGUUUUGAAUGAAACGGAAACUCCAUUUCAUAUCCAAAAAGCAAUGAGGAGAUUGAUCUUUUGGAAAAUGAGAGAAUGAUAAAUAAAGAUUUUAACUUUGGCCACGCCCUGUAAUGGUCAGAUGUACAUAUAUCAGCUUGAAAAUGUUGUCGGGCGAAUCAUUACGGGUACAGGUUGCCCGAGGCAAGGAUGACGUACGAGCAUUUUGGAACUUAUUAGAAGCCAAGAAAGUAGCCAUUUACCUGGUGUGUCGAUGGAUUCUUUUAGGAAGGCGACGUUACAGGAUCCGUCGAAGACGACAAAAGAGGAGGCGGCUUCGACGACGUAGAAGACGGAAAAGGAGAAGGCGACGAAGGCGACGAAGGCGAAUCAGAAGGAAGCUCAGACGACGUAAGUAUAUUAGGUUGUACCCCAGCGGUGUUCGUGCUGACAUUGUUUAAUGCAGCAUGAAAUUUUGGCACUAACCUUUUUUUUCAGCGGAACCGGGGUUUGGUAAAGGCAAUGUCAAGCAGAAAGGGCGAAGAAACAGUUAGAAUUUUUGAGCAUUUAUGGUGAUAAUUUGCCUGAAUGAUCUCGUUACUAGCACUUUACGGGAUAAUCAUUACUAGAACUUUAUUAGGUCAUUAUUAAUUUUGGAGUGGUAAAAGAAAAUUUAAGUAUAAAUAUGAGCUGAGUUUCUGAUCCUAUCGAAGUUUAUAUUGAUCGCACUUGCUUUAACCCUUUAACUCCCGUGAGUGAUCAAGACAGAAUUUCUCCUUACAUUAUCAAUACAAUUGCAAGCAGACAAGUGAUGAGAAUAAAGAGAAAUAGCAAUCUGGGGAUUAUCAGUUGAUCCAGUAACAAAUUCUCAAAACUAAAAUCCUAAGAAUUGUACAGCUGUCAGCAAGGAGAAUUACUAACGGAAGUGAAAAGGUUAAGCAACAUUGGUUAUAAGUAUUACGAAUCGAUAGGGUGCUAUCCCGUCUCAAAAAGGAAUAAAAAUGUUUGGAAGGUAAUUUACGCGCAAAUUUAAAAAUUUGUCAUCAAACCAGGGUCGAAAUAGGACUUGUGUGUCAUUUUUUUCCAUCGGAAGGGAACUGAAUCAGCAAAUUUUCCCUAAGAUAAAUUAGGCGAAAUUUUUGUAGAAACAGCUUGUGUCACCUAAUUAAAUGGUAGAAUUUUAAUAAAAAGGUUUAAAUACGCUUUCAAAAGCUUUUCAAAUCGCUUUUGGACAGAUGUACUUACCGAAAUUGAUUCCAAUUUGUAGGAAGAAGAGCAUCAAGGAUACGCUUUGGACGUAAAUAUCGCACAAUAAAAUAUCGCAGACAGUACAUCAUCCGAUACAACAAAAGAACAACUCGAUUACCUAAUUUCAACCGGCGUGGACUAACAAUCCGUGUAUUUAAACGACAGAGGCGAAUUUUCAGAGUGCGCAGACGAUGGUACAUUAAGAUAGGACGAAGAACGGUUCGUGUUGUGCGACGUGGCCGCCGUCACGCUAUACGCUGGAAAAAAAAAUGGGUGUGGUUGAGUUGGAGAUUUAGAAUUCGCUUUAAGGGCGUCACGCGGGUGAUUAGGUGUCGUGGAAGACGUUGGAGAAUCCGUAUAGGAAAACGCUUCAGACUUAUUAGAAAACGCAGAACACCCUACAUCAUAGCUGGACGGAGACGAUAUCCAGUGAAAAAAGCAAAAGGAGGAAGAUAUCGUAUAUGGGUGAAAACGAAAUGGAGUAGAGCAAAGAGAGUCAAACGACCGCGGCGAAGACGUAAGUAACAAAAUUUUGCUAAGUGCGAUUGAUAGUUUCUUUUCGGGUAAAAAAUAUGUUGGACCAUAGUGUUCGAUACAUUCUCCUUCUCACAGCUGUCAACAGGGUUUAGCUGAAAGCACUUCGUUUGGCGCGUAUUUUUCGCUGAGUUCGUACCGAUCAAAGAAUUAAUUGAGCGCCGAAGGAGUGAACUACCACUCUGGACAUUUAUAUGAUUUUCUUGGGGCUCGGAAAUUAGAAGUUCAAUAAUCACUUUCAGACCGCGGUCUCGGACUUUUUGUUCUCACAGUUACCGUUCUAUUUGUGGCUUCGGUGUUGCGUGUGUUCCUUUGUGUUUGAAUUUAACUUAAUAAUUUUUUUAAACUCAGACUUCUUUCCCAAUAAAAACCAGGCUAAUAAGAAAGUAUAGAUGGACACGAGUGGGGCUGUACUUUAGCGAGGGUUGCCCGUUUCGUCAGAUAGUCAAGACUGUUUUUUGCUGUCUUUGUGAUAUCACAUCUUUUCUGGUGCGCCAAUGAUAUCGUUAUUUAGACUGCGUCAGUUCUCAAUUUGGAACCGGUACUUUCGCAUGUCUAUCAUUUAUUGUUGAAAAGGAAAGAAUACUAAAAGAAGUAAAGCUUUUUAUCAAUCAAACUUCUAAUCAUAAACAAUCAGAUAAUUUUUUGAAACAAACGGAAUUGUCGCCAACGGUUCGAGUAUUUGAAGGUAGUUUGAGUAAUCAACGCAGCAAAAGUACAAUGAAGCUGAAAGGUACUUUUGCAAGGAGUACGCAUGCACACUUGAUACAUGGAAUUUUGUUUCACCAUUUUUAACUGUUGCCAUUUUAUUAUCUUAAAGAACGUAGAUUGAAUAAUUUGAACGAUAUACCGGUACUCUUGAUUUCAUAUUCCAUUAAAAUUGCGAGUGGGUUUUGUCCGUUUUCGAAGACCUUUUACAUUAUUCAUACGUGGACACACUUUGUGUCAUUUGACACGGUUUCUCGUGUCAUUUUACUCACUCGAACUGCGUGCCAUUUCACUGGCGGGCGUGCAAUUUUGCUCACUUAAACUGCGUACCAUUAACUCCAAAACUUAUUAUUGCUCCCCUUGACAUACUCCUUUGUUUUUACAGAUUAGAAACAGCCGUGUCGUUCAUUGUUAUUUAGCAUGCCAUUUUACCGUGCCCGUACGUUCGCCUGUUCACAUGUUUUCCUGUGGAGGGUCAUAUAUUAAGUUGGUUGGCUAUUACCUCACUCUCACUCUCCAAGUAUAUUUUAGGCCAUUCCAACUAUCUCAAAAUUCCAAUUUCGAGUUUAAAAAAGCUCAAGAGUUUACCUGAGAGCACAUCCUGAAAUAGGGUCUCGUAAUUUUCCCCAUGUUUUCUUGUAUAUGCAUAUUAUUCCAUUUACAAAGAUAGGGGAAAGAUACUUCGCGGACAUCUGUUGAUUGAUUUUGUCUCGUUAGGCAAACCAAAUUGGUACAAGCGAAUGAUUAAAAGAAGGCGACGAAGGCGAAGGAGACGACGUCGAAGACGUCGUAACCGACGUUAUAGGCGGAGACGAACCCGUCGAAAACAGCGACGCAGAAGACGAAGACGAAGACGAAUGAGACGAAAGAGACGACUGGGAGGUAAACAACAUUUACAUCGUUUUGAAAAAGAGUAGUGUCUCUAAUUCAUAGAAGAGAGUGGCCUUUUCCAUUGCUAGUGAACGCUUUCAUCACACUCCAAAAUACGAUUUAACAUGGUGACUGAUUAUAUUCCCCCACAAAAUGCGUGGAACAGAGAAUGGUUCAAAGAGAAUGCUUUAUGUUUUUCUGUUGAACUAUUUUUACAGCGUGUGAUUGUUUAUCAAUUUUCUCUUUUAACCAGGGGAAUACAUUCCAGUGAUAUUAGUGUCAAAACGAAUAGAGCGAUGCUGUCCAAAAUUUUUCAAAACACUUCACGACUAUUUUCAUCCCCCCCAAAAAAAAAUCUUUGGUGGCCAACAGCCAAAAAUAUGUUUUUAAAGGGGCAAUCAUCCAUUUUGCAGUAUCUUUCGUCGGCUCCAUGAAUAUAGUUAGAAAGUGGUACCUUUGCAAAAUAUUUAUUGACCUUUGACGUUCAUUUGCUCGUACUUCCCUCUCUCUGUUAACAGGCUGGAGGCGACGUAAAAUUAAUUUCAGGGGAAGGUUCCGUAUUUUGCGUACAUCUAGACCUCGAUUAAGUAUCAAAGUGAAAGGAAUCCGGUACAGAAUCCAUCUAGGUAGAAAGUUGAUGAGGAUCAGGUACGGCGGAAAAUAUAGAGUAGUGAUAUCCAGAGGGAAAUUACCGUACCUUAAGAUUGGAAAGACUUUAUACCGCAUCUACAUCCGCGGACGUUAUUGGAAUAUAAGAAGAGGGAGAAGAUUGCUCCGCUUACCAAAGGUUGCGAGGUACUAUUUCAUGAGAAAAUGGCGACAGGCAAAAUGUAGCGGGAAAAGACUAUACAUCAGGUACAUGCGGCGCUGGUUCCGUGUCAUAAGACAAAAGGGGUAUACCAUCCGCUAUCGUGGUAGAAAAUUAAGGGUGAAGAGGACACGUAAAGGAUACAAAGUACGCUUUGGGGGUCGCUAUGGAAAGGCUCGAAGAGGUAAGAUGGAGACGAAAUUAAAAAAUUAUUUAUCUAUCCAUCAGACGCCCCAAAAGUAACUAGGGGUCCAUUGAAAAGCUUGACGGAAAAUAUGGAGAAACCUCAAGGAAACGUUGUGGCUUCUAACUUCUUCAAUAAGAAUUAAACUACCAAACGGUAUGAAAUAACAGAGGCGAGACGACCAAACGUUAUGAAAUAACAGGGGCGAGAUGGAUGAAACAACAUUUACAAAUAGAAGUCUAAGAGGGGAUUAGAGUGAUGAUGAGAAAAUAAGAAUUUCAGGUCGCAGUGUUUUCUGUGAGUUUGAAUCACUGAUGAGCGAAGUUUAAAGUCAAUAGUGAGCUCAAGCCAGUCGUGCUGCUCAGGCGUUGUCCCUUUGUCAUGGAUACUUUUCAAAGUAUUUUGGAAUAGGCUAGUUGGAUAUUUAAUUAGCUGUAUAGGAUAUACUCUCCAUCAGUACGAUUAUACCGUAACCAAAAUCAUUUGUAACUACAGCGAGGAAAAGAAGAACCAGGAGAAGAGGGCGCGGAAGACUUCGACGAAGAAGGGGAAGGCAAGUGAGGAGGAGGAGACGGUACGGACUAAGAAGGAGAGGACGGCGGGGAAGACGACGACGUGGAAGGAAGUACGGAUUACGACGUCGACGACGAAGAAGACGUGGUAGAAGGUACAGACUAAGAAGAAAAGGAAGACGGCGACGUGGAAGAAGAUAUAGAUUACGGCGUCGACGACGAAGAAGACGUGGUAGACGUUACAGGUUAAGGAGAUAUCGUGGACGAAGGCGUAAGUGUUAAUUGUCAAUUUUAAGGUUAACGAUUGACCCAGUAGGAAUUUUGAAACGGUGUUUAUGGAAUGGAAAUGAUAGCACUUUAUCUAAUUAGCAUAGAUCAACACGAAAGCAAUGCAAUUCAUAGGUCAUCCUUUGAAAAGGUAAUUGCGUUAAUUCCUUCCUCUAAACUCUCGAAAAUUGUGAGUAGAUAAUGAAUAUAAAAUUGUAGUAUUUGGUCAAUCUAUCAUUAAAGUAAGCUGGAUUUCCCCACGUUAAGGGUACCGAUUUUCUUUCCAAAAUAUUAGGAGCGUCGUUAGUGAUUCGCCUCUUUGAAAUAUUUCUAUUAUCAAAAGGGUCUUUUUAUCUAGACGUUCGUAUGAAAAAGAAGAUCAUAUCUUUAAGAUUUUGGCCUUUUCCAGCUACAUGGAAUAUCGGGUGAUUUUUUAGGAGCGACUGCGAAAUUAAGCUUAAACUCGAAGGGCUCUUUCUUGUGAAAUUUUUAGUUGUAAAGAGUAAAACUUGAAGAAGCCAGGCGGUCACCAUUUUAUUCUUUGCCAAUACUUUGCUUCAGAAACCCAUACUGACUUGAGAACUAAGACUUGCCGUAUAGACACGUCUUACACAUCUUCUUCUCUAAAUAAGGUCGCCCAAGACUCUACUUCAAAGGACGUUACCGACGUUUGAGAAAGGGAGGAAAAGUAUGGUACGCGAAAAUUGGUGGACAUAGAUUCAUACUUCGCAGAACCGGUCGUCGAGUGAAAAUUUACUACAAGAAACGAUGGCGUCUAAGUAAUAAGAAACGCGGAAAGUGGUACAUCUGGUAUGGAAGAGGGUGGAAGCCUAUCGUGAGGCGUCGAGGCCACUGGUUUGUGAAAAUCCGUCGGCGCCUACAACGGCUAAGAAUGAAGGCGAAUCUGUUAAUGAUCAAGGUCAGACGGAUCUGGGCACGCAUGAUGAUGCUGAAGAGGCGGCUGUACGUUAAGAUCGGUCGUAAAUGGAAUCGAGUGGUUAAACGUCGAAUGUAUCGCAUACGCUAUCACGGCCGCAACCUUCUGGUCAAGAGGAAAGGAAAAAGCGCUUCUGUUCGAUAUCACAGACGUUGGUGUCGCAGGAGAAGGAUAGUGAAGAGACAACCUCGUCGCUUGUGUAAGUAAAUUCAUCUUUAUCGUUUGCCUUUAUCAUAUCAGACUUGAAUAGUGACUACUACCGGACAUGAAACGAGGACGUUGCAGUGUGCAUGUAUCACAUAAUGAAAUAAGAACUUAGCUCUUUUUUAAUCCCGCCGUAAAAAAGACCUAAGCUAUGAUUUUGAAGAUAAGCUUUAGAAUCACGUUCAAAGUGUGCUUACAGAAACCCUCUCCUUUCCGUUUGCCGACUUCAUUCUAAAUUUUGUGAGAACUAAAUUUGUCUCAUUAGUAUUGUUGAUUCUUUCAAUGUCCUUUGUCGUUUCAUAAAUACGCGCUAAGUCAAACUUCGAACCUUUUUUGAGUGCGUGUCCUGAUAAGAAGCAGAACCUUCUUCCGUUUUCAAUAUAUUUUUUUGCCACCUUAGGGGUGUAAAAAAUGGUGGAAAAUUACCCUCAAAAUAGACGAAUAGAAAAAGAACUUUCCAACGGGGAAAAGUGGCAUAUCCUACACCGGCAAGCUUUUUUGGAAUAAUUAGGCAAUACAUUUCAUUUUGACAUAAUUUAAAAACACAAAGUACAGCGCUUUCUUUGUGAAGCUUUUUAUCACAAACCUGGCGCUUCUACUGAGUUAGUGAGUGAUCAUAGGCACUCCACUUUUUUCAGCGAGGAGACAAAGAAGGCGACUGCGAAGAAGGAGGAGGAGGCGGGUUAGGAGACGACAGCGUCGGAGGAGAAGACGAAGAAGGCGAAGAAGAAGACGUAGACGGAAGCUUAGGAGAUAUGGACGGCGACGACCACGACGUAUGUAUUUUUGUUUAAGCUAGCAGAAAGCCAGUCGAUUCCAUACUACUAUAAAGGUGUUGAUGUGAAAAUCAUCAGCCGGGCAUACCGGUUUUAGUGAGGACUAUUUAAAUUCGCCAUUCGCCGAGUCAGUCCAAUAAAAUCGCUAUUUUGUACAUUGUCAGUUACUUUCGUUUACUUUGCCAGCGUUUGAGAUCCCUUAAACUUGUCUGCUUUCCCUGAUUACAAAUUAUUAUGCGCCAAUCUGUAAGUAAAAGGGCGGAAAUGGUUCGCAAAAAGUUCGAAUUUCCAUCUCAAGAAACCCACAGUUCACUCCUCAAUUCUAUUCCUAAAUGUACCGCGUGUAAUAAAGCUUUUUACCAUUGAAACAAAUUAAGUACAAUUUUAUUUCACGAAAAAACGCAUCAUACAGAAAGACCUAAAGACGCAACAGAAGAUGACGACGAGGAAGCGUAAGUAGCUUGAGUCCAAAAAAAGAGAAAAGUAUCCUGAAAAAAACAUUUUAACAUUUCAGGUGAAUUGGCAAAUGUCACAAGUUUACUUACAUUUUAAACUUUGCCCUCGGUGAUGUACGAAAGUCAGGAAUUAUAUUUUGCAAGAGAAAAUUAAAUGAACUGUCAUGACUUCAACGAAUUGACAGUAUUAUGAUCGACCAAAGUUCCGUUGACUUGGUGGAUCUUAAGCAGGCCUCUUGAGUACUGACAUGUUUCUGUUGCUUCCGCGGCUGUAUGACACUUUUAAAAAUAUUUAAGAAUAGCUAUUCACAUUUUGAUGCGUUUGGUUUUAGGUGGAAGACGCCGCAGAAGAGGACGACGAGGAAGGCGUAAGUAUUCGGCGUCCAAAACCGAGCAAAAAUAAAAACGGAAAACCAUUUUAUGUGCAUGACAAUUUUUGGAUGCGUGUAAACAUGAUAAAUUGUGCUCCCUAGGCAAUCUAUUAUAAAAAAAAAAAGGUGAUGAACUUUUAUAACUUGGCUUAAGAUGAUCGGCUUAAAUUCCAUUGACUUCGAGGAUCGUGAGCAGCCCCUUGCGCGAUCAUUCGAAUUUGAACGUCACCUUGAGGAUCGCUUUGUCCCUUUCUACAGGUUAUUUUCAUCAUUUAUCAAUAGGGUGCCUUUUUCUACUACAUUAUUCCUUUUUUUCCUAUGCCACAGUGUGCGUUUAUAUUUGAACGAGCAUUUAACUGAUCCAAAUUACAAUACUAGGAACGGCUAAAAGGUGCAAGUGUUAAAAUUUUGGAUUGCUAUCGACAUAAUGUUACUCGCAAGAGGGGUUGGAAAUAGCAUGGAAUUAGUUUAGGUAAUCUCGCGAGAAUAGUCAUAAAAACAUAAAUAAAAUUCUUUGGAGGAGAGAAAAGUAUUUACCACAAGGGCAUCUAAAUAUCCGUCUCUAAUUAUCCGUAGAGUGAUUUUAUUGCUUUCACGUGAAUAGCAAUAAUCAGUGUACUGAAUGAAUUGUAGUAAGCGGAGUCAGUGAAUAAUCUUGUCGUUUUAUACAGGAAAGAGAUACGUCCGCUACCGUGGAAGACGACGACGUGUAAAGAUCAAAAGGAAAUACUUCUUUGGACGGAAACGUAUUCGUAGGUUCAGGAAGAAAAUAAGGAUUUUGGUCCGAGGAAAAUACAGGAAAAUAAAACGUUUCGGCAGGCGAUGGCGAGUGCGAAUUAGAAGGAGAUGGUGCGGACUGCGAAGAGUCGGUCGAAAGUGGUACUUUAAGAGAAAAAGGAAAUGGAGAAAGAUUACUAGAGUAACACUUAGAUUGAAAUAUAGAAAGAAAAGAAUUCCGAUAAGACGGCGAAGGAAGAAGUGGUACGUACGACGAAGAAAGCGAUGGAGGCGUGUAAGGCGUAGAGUUCGUUGCAGCAUCCGCGUUCGAGGAAGGCGAGUGAGGGUGAGGCUGAUUGGUAGAAGACGCGUAAGAAUCACCAAGAAUGGUAGAACAAGGAGGAUUCGCUUCAGACGUAAGUAGGCUAGGAAAGUUAACGAUGAAUUACAACUUGCUCAAUAAAACAUGCUUAUGUUGAACAAGAAUGGCUCGCCGAAGAAAAGAUGCAGCGAAAGGUUUCCUUUGAGUAUUCACAUUUUGGUGCGUUUGGUUUUAGGUCGAAGACGAGGUAGAAGAGGACGACGAGGAAGGCGUAAGUAUUCGGCGUCCGAGUAAUUCUGACUAGCUUGACGAGUAACUCUGUUGUACAAAGGAAGGCUGAUUAAACUUUAUGAGUAUAAAACGACAAUUGUAGCUUCAAGAUUAUCGCCGCAAAUAUGAUGCAAAUCCAUUUUUUCGUCCAAUGAAAUUCCGUUGACUGCGUGGAUUAUUCACAGGCCUCUUUGCGCCAUAGUAUGAAUUUUUGCAGGUCACUGUGAGGAUUCGCUCUAGAAGUAAGGUGGUUACGAAAGUUAACGAUUGAUAACAAGUUGAUAAUUAAUUGUGUUUACAUGUUAAAUUUUGCUCGUGGUGAUAUACAAAAGUCGUGCCAAUUUCCUCUAGGGUAUUCUGUGAUUUUACCCAGGUCGAGGAUGCGUUUAUCUGAAGGAGCAUUCAACCGAUCGAAAAUACAAGACUAAAGACAACUUAAAAAUGCAGCUGUAAAAAUGUAGAAUUUAAAUCCACAUAAUAUCACUCAUUAGCUAAAAAAGAAAAAAAGAAAAAAAUAGAAUUCAAGUUACUUGCGAGAAGAGCAAACAUUUCAAAGUACUAGGGGUAUCUAAUUAAUUUUCUCGAAAAAAUGGCGCUGGAAGCCAAAGAAACAAUUGUCGGAGGAGAGGAAUAAGGAAACAUAUUUGCCACAAUUUUAUCUUUUUUUUAAACAGGAAAGAGAUACGUCCGCUUCCGUGGAAGACGACGACGUGUAAAGAUCAAAAGGAAAUACUUCUUUGGACGGAAACGUAUUCGUAGGUUCAGGAAGAAAAUAAGGAUUUUGGUCCGAGGAAAAUACAGGAAAAUAAAACGUUUCGGCAGGCGAUGGCGAGUGCGAAUUAGAAGGAGAUGGUGCGGACUGCGAAGAGUCGGUCGAAAGUGGUACUUUAAGAGAAAAAGGAAAUGGAGAAAGAUUACUAGAGUAACACUUAGAUUGAAAUAUAGAAAGAAAAGAAUUCCGAUAAGACGGCGAAGGAAGAAGUGGUACGUACGACGAAGAAAGCGAUGGAGGCGUGUAAGGCGUAGAGUUCGUUGCAGCAUCCGCGUUCGAGGAAGGCGAGUGAGGGUGAGGCUGAUUGGUAGAAGACGCGUAAGAAUCACCAAGAAUGGUAGAACAAGGAGGAUUCGCUUCAGACGUAAGUAGGCUAGGAAAGUUAACGAUGAAUUACAACUUGCUCAAUAAAACAUGCUUAUGUUGAACAAGAAUGGCUCGCCGAAGAAAAGAUGCAGCGAAAGGUUUCCUUUGAGUAUUCACAUUUUGGUGUGUUUGGUUUUAGGUCGAAGACGAGGUAGAAGAGGACGACGAGGAAGGCGUAAGUAUUCGGCGUCCGAGUAAUUCUGACUAGUUUGACGAGUAACUCUGUUGUAAAAAGGAAGGCUGAUUAAAUUUUAUUAUUAUAAAACGACGAUUGUAGCUUCAAGAUUAUCGGCGCAAAUACGGUGCAAAUCGGUUUUUUCGUCCAGUGAAAUUCCGUUGACUUCGUGGAUUAUUCACAGGCCUCUUUGCGCCAUAGUAUGAAUUUUUGCAGGUCACUGUGAGGAUUCGCUCUAGAAGUAAGGUGGUUACGAAAGUUAACGAUUGAUAACAAGUUGAUAAUUAAUUGUGUUUACAUGUUAAAUUUUGCUCGUGGUGAUACACAAAAGUCGUGCCAGUUUCCUCUAGGGUAUUCUGUGAUUUUACCCAGGUCGAGGAUGCGUUUAUCUGAAGGAGCAUUAAACCGAUCGAAAAUACAAGACUAAAGUCAACUUAAAAAUGCAGCUGUAAAAAUGUAGAAUUUAAAUCCACAUAAUAUCACUCAUUAGCUAAAAAAGAAAAAAAGAAAAAAAAUAGAAUUCAAGUUACUUGCGAGAAGAGCAAACAUUCAAAGUACUAGGGGUAUCUAAUUAACUUUCUCGAAAAAAUGGCGCUGGAAGCCAAAGAAACAAUUGUUGGAGGAGAGGAAUAAGGAAACAUUUGCCACAAUUUUAUUUUUUUUCUACACAGGAAAGAGAUACGUCCGCUUCCGUGGAAGACGACGACGUGUAAAGAUCAAAAGGAAAUACUUCUUUGGACGGAAACGUAUUCGUAGGUUCAGGAAGAAAAUAAGGAUUUUGGUCCAAAGAAAAUACAGGAAAAUAAAACGUUUCGGCAGGCGAUGGCGAGUGCGAAUUAGAAGGAGAUGGUGCGGACUGCGAAGAGUCGGUCGAAAGUGGUACUUAAAGAGAAAAAGGAAAUGGAGAAAGAUUACUAGAGUAACACUUAGAUUGAAAUAUAGAAAGAAAAGAAUUCCGAUAAGACGGCGAAGGAAGAAGUGGUACGUACGACGAAGAAAGCGAUGGAGGCGUGUAAGGCGUAGAGUUCGUUGCAGCAUCCGCGUUCGAGGAAGGCGAGUGAGGGUGAGGCUGAUUGGUAGAAGACGCGUAAGAAUCACCAAGAAUGGUAGAACAAGGAGGAUUCGCUUCAGACGUAAGUAGGCUAGGAAAGUUAACGAUGAAUUACAACUUGCUCGAUAAAUCAUAUAUGUGUUGAACAAGAACGGCCCACCAGAUAAAAGAUGCAGCAAAAGGUUUCCUUUGAGUACAAUUCGAAAGACUUAUUACCUAAAUACUAAGGGUGUGGACUGAAACUUUUCGAGUUGAAAUAAACCCAUAUUUUGGGAAAGUCAUGAACGAAUUUAAGAUUGAAAAAUCAUCAAAUAGAAAAUGUGUUAAAACGUUUACAUUGAGUGAAUACGACAGUCUUUUCCUCUUGGUUGGUUAGGCUUUAAGCUUUCAUGGUGUUUGCUUUUGAUAUAGGUUGCUCUUAAAAGAGACUGUAAAUAUAACUCGUAAAUACCUUUUUUUUUUCGCGUAGUAUGAUUUGGCUAUAGAUAAGCUAAACUUGACGAAUUAUUGAAAACUGACAUGUUCUGAGAUUAAGUCGCCUCCUCGGCUGUAUGGCAUUUGUUAAAUGUUUAUGAAUAGCUGGUCACAUUUUGGUGUGUUUGGUUUUAGGUCGAAGACGAGGUAGAAGAGGACGACGAGGAAGGCGUAAGUAUUCGGUGUCCGAGUAAUUCUGACUAGUUUGACGAGUAACUCUGUUGUACAAAGGAAGGUUGCUUAAUCUUCAUGACUAAAACAAAAAUUGUAGCUUCAAGAUUAUCGACUCGAAUUCCGUUGACUUCGUGGAUUAUUCUUAGGCCUCAUUGUACCAUUGUAUGAAUUUUUGCAGGUCACUGCGAGGAUUCGCUUUAGAAGUAAGAUGGUUACGAAAGUUAAUGACCAAUGAUAAAUUGUUCAAAGAAGGAACGGCUCGACAAAUUAGAAAGGCAGCAAAAAAUUUCCAUUGGUUACGUUAUAUGUUCAUUUUUCCUUUUGAUAUGACUUUCUCCUAAGAGUGACUUUAUAAAUGGCAUUUUGCCCUUUUUUUUGUUUUGUUUUGUUUUUUUUUGCCAUUAAAUUGCCGAUGGCUAAGAAAGUCCACUGAAAUUGCUCAUGUGUAACUUGUCAGUUGCCGACCAUUUAUUUUCAUGCAUUUGAGACACUUUAAACUUAUCUGAAUUAAAACUUAUUACAAUGGGUUAUCAGUUCAAUAUGAAAAGUAACAAAAUUGUCAGUUGAUGUAAAUCCUUCUUACAAAACUGAUGCACUGUCCACUUAACCCUUUCACAUGAAAAGUAAAGUCAUUGUCUUUCGGCGUGCCGCGUAAUUUUGGGCAAAGAAAGCAUUUGAAAAUCAAACAGAAUAUUCGUUCAGCUUUGAAAAUCAUUUUUUCUAGUGAGGAAUCGUUUGCAGAAUCCAUCAUUUCGCUCGUUCAAUUGUUAUUCCGUCCUCUUCCUUUCUUUGAAAUUCGUAAGGUUGUUAAUAGAUUAUUGCUUUGAGUUGAAGGUCUAACGAUUUUCACAUACCAAGGGACGUUUGUAUGUUCCUAGAUAGUAGAUGACACAGGGUCUCUGUUAGUUGGCGCACUUAUUGAAAACUGGGCUCUUUCUUUGCAAAAAUGACAUAUUGGGAAAAAAUGUAAAUGAUAAAGAGGAAACUUCACUUUUCUAAUGUUUCGUAAAUAUCAGUUUGAAUUUUCAUUCUUAUAACCAUAUUUCCAAGCAUCGAAUUUUUAUUUAGCACGACAGCCACCCAAAGUUGAAAGCAGAGCAAAAAAUGCGACCAGAUCAGCCUGAGGGAUGGUUCAUGGGAUUAUAAGUCGGUUUCUUUGAAACCUCUGAAUUAGUUAUUGACCCACUUGGUUGUAAGAACAAGCGAAGUUUACCUCAACAUUUCGCGAAAAUGAAAUAAGGAAAACUAGAGCAGGAAAACUUCAUAAUUAUUCUGUGUAGAAGCCGCUGAAAAUUAUCAUCAAUUCUCACGCAGGAAGAGUUACAAGAAGAAGGAGAAAGCGUCAGCGACGUCGAAGACGUCGACGGCGUCGAAGGCGUCGAAGGAGGCGACGAGUGAGAAGAAGAAGACGACGAAGAAAAAUAUUAAGAAGAUACAGACGGAGUAUGUGAAUAUUUACUGUGUUCCGGAUAUUUAGCUCCAAAAGAGGGGGCUCUGAAAGAUAUACGCCCAACGGACAUCCUCCUUGCUGGAGCUGUUCCUCUCUCUCUCUCUCUCUUUUUUUUUUCUAACAACUGUGGUGGCCUUUCUUCUUACUCUAAAAAAACGUAUUUCCCACUUCAAGUAUAUUAUAUUUAUGUACUCCUUUCAAUAUAUUUAUGAAAAUAUUAAGAAUUCACGACGUGACCCGUUUUCAGUUGACUCGAUAGCACAGUUGAAUUGAGCGCUGAACUGGUUUCGAAGGGUACUAACGGCUGAGAGUUUUUAGCAGUAUUUAAUGCAAACAUAGACAGUGUUAAAAGCUGGAAUAUGAAAUUAGGGUAGGUGAAAACGGUCCGACAUCUAGGGGGAGAGUUAACUCUCAUUUCUUGAAAGGAAGUGGGGCUAUCUAAUUUAUGGUAAACGCAAAAUGUGAAUUUUUCAUCGUAAAUAAGUCACAAAUUCUGAUUAUGUGGGCACUUUGAGUUGGAACGGUAAAGGAGAUGUUCUGAUCUUAACGACUUUUUUCUGUGAAAUUUCUAGAGUGGCGCGGUCGAAGAAUUUUCUUCCAUGGUAAACGCCGACGUGUGCGAGCAGGGAGGAGACGUUGGUAUCUGCGCUUCAGAGGACGACGCUAUCGCGUCCGACGGCGUGGAAAACGAUCUCGAGUCUACUUUAAGAGAGGAUGGAGAAUAAUAAAACGCAGACGCGGUGUUCAGUUUUUGAAAUACGGUCGAUUUUGGUACCGUAUUUUAUUCAUGAGAGGGUCUUACUACGUCAGAUAUGGCAAGAGGAAGGUGCCUAUCAGAAGGCUCCAAUUACGGUUCAUGCGAAAGUGGAGAACAAUGAAACUUAACCGUCAGAGGAGAUGGCUUUAUCUCAAUAGAAAGUGGAUAAGACUUACUGGACGUCGCUUUUAUUACAUGAAUUACGGGGGACGCAAACUUUCAGUGAGAAAAACAAGAGGAAGGUAUCAAAUAAGGUUCCGCAGGCGAUGGUUGAGACCAAAAAGACCGAAAUAUGGGCGAGGACGACGUCGUGGUGGUAAGGAGAUCAUCUUCAAUCAGAGAUUCUCUAUUGAUAGAAUCAUAGUUGGUUAAAUGCAUUUAUUCUUUCAAUAAACACUUUGGCUCAAACAGAAAAAAUGUAUUCCUAUGCACAUCGUGUUGAAGAGAGGUAACAGUCGGUAAUGUAGAUUAGUAAGACAAGCGUGGGGCUCAGGAGACUUUCCCUGAUUUUUUUUCAUAUAUACUGACUUAUAGGACUCAUUCGUGCAUCGUUAACCAGACAGAAAAAAAAUAUUGACAGACAACUGAACUGAACAGAUUACCGGUGGAUUCGUUUAUCAUGAACCAUUUCGUGAGGGGUUACGGAAUACGGUCUGUAAAAUUUAUUCACUCUCGGAAUACGCAUCUUCGUAACUCCUUCCGACAAAAAUAACCCUGGUUUUGUAAAAAAACACCGGACACGAACACCUAACUGAAUCUUUUUUCAUCCGAAUUUCCUAACGUUUUGAUAGACUUGAAAUAGCGUUCCACAUCUUGAUGUGUUUGGUUUUAGGUCGAAGACGCGGCAGGAGAGUUCGACGAGGAAGAGGCAAGUAUUGAGCAUCCGUAAAACGAGUAAAACACUCAAAACUAUUUAAUGUGUAUCACGGCAUUACUGCAGGAGUUAUGUUAGUCCUUUCGAGGUCAUUUUCAUAGUACUCACACUAACAAUAGUGUUCCUUUUUCUACUGGGAUCUGUUCCAAUCUUUUGUAUUUGGCGUCCAAAAAAAAAAACCGAAAAACUUAUAGUUGAUUAAUGAGCUUUCGUGUUCAUUAUUCUGUUUUACGGUAAUACCUCUUGAAAACGAAUCUAAAACAAUGACAUGGAAACAGUUUUUCAUGAUAGAUGUUUUUCUUGUGGCUUAUUACGAAAAUUUGGCUGUAUACCAAUCUAUACGUGUAAAGGUCUUGAAAACUGACGCGUUUUGAGAAUUAAAUCGCUUCCCAGGCUGUACGACUUCAUGUUAGUUUCGCAUGAAUAGCUGGUCACAUUUUGGUGUAUUUGGUUUCAGGGCGAAGACGCGGCAGAAGAGGACGAAGAGGAAGACGUAAGUAUUUGGCGUCCGAAAUAAAAGCAGAAAACUAUAAACCAUUGUAGGUGCAUUAAAUAUCAAAACGAUUUUGUUUUCGCGUUUAAUUUUAAGCGUGGUGAUGUACAAAAACUGUGCCACUUUCUUUUAGGAUAUUCUGUGAUGUCGAGUAUUUGGGGUAUCUCCUUUUCGCGAAAAUCGUCCCAGAAGCUUAAAAGAACAAUUGGUGGAGGAGAAGAAUGAGGAAACAUUUGCCAUAAAUUGUAUUUUUUUUACACAGGAAAGAGAUACGUCCGCUUCCGUGGAAAACGACGUCGUGUAAGGAUCAGAAGGAAAUACUUCUUUGGACGGAAACGUAUUCGUAGGUUCAGGAAGAAAAUAAGGAUUUUGGUCCGAGGAAAAUACAGGAAAAUAAAACGUUUCGGCAGGCGAUGGCGAGUGCGAAUUAGAAGGAGAUGGUGCGGACUGCGAAGAGUCGGUCGAAAGUGGUACUUAAAGAGAAAAAGGAAAUGGAGAAAGAUUACUAGAGUAACACUUAGAUUGAAAUAUAGAAAGAAAAGAAUUCCGAUAAGACGGCGAAGGAAGAAGUGGUACGUACGACGAAGAAAGCGAUGGAGGCGUGUAAGGCGUAGAGUUCGUUGCAGCAUCCGCGUUCGAGGAAGGCGAGUGAGGGUGAGGCUGAUUGGUAGAAGACGCGUAAGAAUCACCAAGAAUGGUAGAACGAGGAGGAUUCGCUUCAGACGUGAGUUGGCUAACAAAAGUAAUGAUGAAUCAUGUCUUGUUCAAUGGGGUAUACAUGUGUUUAACAAGAAAAAAAAUCAGCAAAUACAUAAAAAGAAAGCCUUAGAACGUUUCCACUGAGUGCAAUACGAAAGAGUAGUUACCAAAUUGUUUGAGAGGUGGAUUAAAACCUUUUGAGUUGAAGUAUACUUGUAUUCUGGAAAAUUCUAAAAAAGAAACGUUAAGGUCAAUCUAUGGAGGCCAACAUUACAGGAUUGUCAAAUAGGAGAUGUGUCAAAAAAUUUCAUUGAGUAAAAUAGGGAAGUCCUAUCCUCUUCAAAAGUUGAGUUAUGAGUUUUCAUGUUCAUUAUUCUGUUCUAAAGUAAUACCUCUUAAAAACGAAUGUAAAAGAAUGACAUGGAACCAGUUUUUUUUUAAAGAUGUUUCUUGAUCUUCUUGUGGCUUAUUAAAACGAUUUGGCCGUAUACCCAUCUAUACGUGUGAAGGUCUUGAAAACUGACGCGUUUUGAGAAUUAAAUCGCUUCCCUGGCUGCACGACUUCAUGUUAGUUUCGCAUGAAUAGCUGAUAACAUUUAUGUGUGUUUGGUUUCAGGGCGAAGGCGCGGCAGAAGAGGACGGAGAGGAAGACGUAAGUAUUUGGCGUCCGAAAUAAAAGCAGAAAACUACAAAUCAUUGUAGGUGCUUUAACAAUUAACACAAUUGUGUUUUCAUGUUAAAUUUUGCUCACGGUGAUUUACUAACGUUGUGCCAUUUUCUUCAAGGUUAUUCUGUGAUUUUACUUAAGUCGAGUUUGCGUUUAUCUGAAGGAGCAUUAACCUGAUCUAAAAUACAAGACGACUAAGAGAUGCAGUUGUAAAAAUGUAGAAUUGAUAUCGACAUAAUAUCGCUCAUCACUUGAAAAAAAAAUAGAAUUCAAGUUACUUGCGAGAAGAGCAAACAUUUCAAAGUAUUUGGGGUAUCUCCUUUUCGCGAAAAUCGUCUCAGAAGCUUAAAGGAACAAUUGGUGGAGAAGAAACAUUUGCCAUAAAUUGUAUUUUUUUACACAGGAAAGAGAUACGUCCGCUUCCGUGGAAAACGACGUCGUGUAAGGAUCAGAAGGAAAUACUUCUUUGGACGGAAACGUAUUCGUAGGUUCAGGCGGAGAAUAAGGAUUUUGGUCCGAGGAAAAUACAGGAGAAUAAAACGUUUCGGCAGGCGAUGGCGAGUGCGAAUUAGAAGGAGAUGGUGCGGACUGCGAAGAGUCGGUCGAAAGUGGUACUUUAAGAGAAAAAGGAAAUGGAGAAAGAUUACUAGAGUAACACUUAGAUUGAAAUAUAGAAAGAAAAGAAUUCCGAUAAGACGGCGAAGGAAGAAGUGGUACGUACGACGAAGAAAGCGAUGGGGGCGUGUAAGGCGUAGAGUUCGUUGCAGCAUCCGCGUUCGAGGAAGGCGAGUGAGGGUGAGGCUGAUUGGUAGAAGACGCGUAAGAAUCACCAAGAAGGGUAAAACGAGGAGGAUUCGCUUCAGACGUGAGUUGGCUAAUAAAAGUAACGAUGAGCCAUGUCUUGUUCAAUGGGGUAUACAUGUGUUUACAAGGAAAAAAAUCAGCAAAUACAUAAAAGGAAGCCUUAGAACGUUUCCACUGAGUGCAAUACGAAAGAGUAAUUACCAAAUUGUUUAAGAGGUGAAUUAAAACCUUCCGAGUUGAAGUAAACCUGUAUUCUGGAAAAUUCUUGAAAGAAAAACGGUAAGGUUAAUAUAUGGAGGCUAACAUUGCAGGAUUAUCAAAUUGGAGAUGUGUUAUAAAAAUUUCAUUGAGUAAAAUACGGAAGUCCUAUCCUUUUCAAAAGUUGAGUUAUGAGUUUUCAUGUUCAUUAUUCUGUUUUAUAGUAAUACCUUAUGAAAACGAAUGUAAAAGAAUGACAUGGAACCAGUUUUGUUUUGAAAGAUUUUUCUUAUUUUUCUUUGGCUUAUUAUGACAAUUUGGCUGUAUAACCAUCUAUACGUGUAAAGAUCUUUAAAACUGACGCGUUUUGAGAAUUAAAUCGCAUCCCUGGUUGCACGACUUCAUGUUUAUUUCACGCGAAUAGCUGGUCACAUUUCGGUGUGUUUGGUUUCAGGGCGAAGACGGGGCAGAAGAGGACGAAGAGGAAGACGUAAGUAUUUGGCAUGCGAAAAAAGUAGAAAACUUAAAACCAUUGUAGGUGCAUUUAAUAUUAACACAAUUGUGUUUACAUGUUGAAUUUAGCUCGUGGUGUUGUACAAAAGUCGUCCUAGUUUCGGGACUAAGCAACGUAAAGUUAGUAGUUUGCAGCCUUUCUUUACAUCUAGGCAGAUGCUGUAAAACUCCAGAGCGAUAAUUUAUCAAAUCGACACUCUUUCAAAAUCCCCACGUUGUCAGCGAGCACUUUUCAUUCAGUUAAUUUACUCUAGACUUGUUUUCUCACCCACAUUCCAACUUAUAGCGUAGCUCCAUUUUCUGCAUAUGGACGCACACACACAACCCACAAUUCCUCCAUUCGCUUUAACGAAAGGCUGGCGCUCGAAAAGUCAGCUUUGAAAUCCUUGACGGUGGCCAAUUCCCGUUAUCAACUCAGCUGAUAAUACUGAAUUACCUGUGACUUAAUGGCAGUUGUUUUUUGCACAAAUGUUGGUUUUAUUCUCAUACAUAUACAAAGUACAUAUGCGAAGUAUAAACUAUACUAUAGAACGGGAUAAAUACGCACACUCGUGGUAAUUUUUUUGUUGUUGUUUAGGCUCCAGGAGAAUCCUUUUCAGGAAACGAAAGCGCAGGAUAAGACGCGGUCCAUAUUUUAUACGGUUUAGACGUGGGCGCCGUAAAUACCGACUCAGCCGAGUAACAUCAAGAGUGAAGCUGUACUUCCGAAGGCGAUGGUAUCGCCCCUUUCACCGCGGACGUCAGUGGUUUUUACGCCUUGGAAAGAAAAGUUGCAGAGUUAUCCGGCGAGGCAGGAGAUGGAUAGUACACUACAGGAGACGCUGGAUUUCUAUACGGAGAUUUAUGAUACGCUUUCAGCGUAGGUACAGAAUGGUAACACGGCGCAGGGGAAGAUUUUACAUCACCUUCAAACGACGUAAAGUGCGUUUUGGCUUCAGGCGUUCUCUAUUCUUUGUUUUCCACGGAAAGCGCACCAUCGUACGGCCAAAGAGACUUGGAGGGCGACUGUUUUACAAGUUCCGAAUAAAUGGAAGGUGGACUAUGCGGAGGAUGCGAAGAAGAUUAAAGCGUAAGUUGCUAUUUUUCACUUGAUAAAACAACCGCUGUGAACUGAGCGACUUGCAGAGAGGCAGGGAAGGAGAGGAGGCGCGUGAGAUUGAGUGAAUUGGUUAGUAAGUGAGGUCGUUGACCAGCCAGAUGAUCGAUCAUCGUUUAUCUUUUACUGAAAAAUUUUCCAUUUUGUUUUGCAGCGAGAGGACGAAUCUACCGAGGAAGGAGAAGUGAGUAGUUUUUUUUAUGCGAAAACAGAAAGGUAUUUCCUGUGGCUCCUCACACGAUAGCUGUCUAAGUUAAGUUCUUGAGUAUUCUUCUUUCUUUUUCGUCUUUUAUUAGGACUGAGGAAGCCCAAAGUAUUGUUCAAAAAACGAUACUUUAAGUUAAGACGAGGAAGACGUUCAUAUCGCGUGAGAAUUGGAGGACGCAUUCAAAAGAUACGCAAAAUCAUAAAACGGCUAAGAAUCAAGUUCAUGCGGAAGUGGCGUCCUUUGCGAUAUCGUGGAGGCCGAUGUUAUGUUUUGGUUGGUCGACGAUGGCGUAUUGUCAUUCGUAAAAGGCGACGUUGGUAUAUAUCAUACAAACGACACUUGAGGCCUCUCCGUCGUAAUUUCGGAACAUUUAAAAUCUAUCUUGCGAAACGUUUCAGGCCUUUGAAACGUAUCGGGAAGAAAUACUAUGUGAAGAUUGGUCGAAAAGUCCGGCUAAUGAAUCAUCGUUAUAAGCUGUUUUUUAACUACAAGGGAAGAAGAGUUACGGUGAGGAGGAAAGGUCGGCGUGCACGUGUCCUAUGGCGGGGGAAGUGGAGAAGAUCCAGAAGGAUCCGCUAUAGACGACCCAAAAUACGAGGUGAGGAGAAAAUAUCGUCGUCCGUAGUACAUAGCUCUUACAAACCUCGUUUUCUCAGUCCUUACUGUAAGAUGUGGACCGAGGUUUUUCCGUUCGGAAAUCCUUUUAUAAGAGCGCAACCAUGAAGUCCUCUCCAAUUGAGUUGAAGAGAUUUAAAAAAUGACUUGAAGAGGUUGUUGACAAAUCACUCAGCUACUGAGCCAUCAACAGUACUACGAUGAACUCCACACUGAGAAACGACUCGUUUUAACCUUUUAACCCCCAAAAGUGAUUAACAUGUAACUUUCCCCAUAAUAUCCGUACAUUAUCCAGCAAACAGGAUGUGAGAAUAAUCAAACUUAUCCGGUAAAAGUUUUCAUCUUGGUCUAACACCAAAUUCUCGCAACUACUCCACAAGGAAACGUGAUCAGCUACAGUGGAGAAUUAACAAUCGGAUCUUGGGAGUUAACGCCGUCAAUAUUUCCUCCUUGGUUUUAUUACAGUUUUAAUUAUGAAGGUGUAAAAUUGAAUUGCAAAAGGUUUAUUCUAGAAAACAACCAUGCAUCGUUAAGAUAAAAAGCGAACAAUUUGUUAUCUUUUGUUGUCUCGGUAUAUUGAAUCGUUUAAAUGUCUUAAAAUACAUCGAUUGUCGUAAAAAACCUUCCUGAAUUUCUUCCUUUUGACAAUACGUCUUUAUGGCGAUUGCCUCUUUGCAGUUUCUGUCGGAAGUAUUUUUAAUGGAGCAAUACUCGAAACCCACGACCGAAAUAAAAAAUUUUUAAUAUACAAAAUAUCCCUAGGAACAGGAAAGAGGGUGGCCUUAGUAUAGCAUACCGUAAUAAUUCGAUUUAGCGCCCGGGGCGCUUAUUAUGUUACUUUUGGUAUCUCAAGGGAGGGCCCUUAUUCGAAACAGGGCGGUUAUUAUGGAACACAAUAGUGCGACAACAGUGCGUUCGAAUAGGUGACGCAGUUUCUAAAGUACUCCCACUUGAGUUCGGAGUUCCGCAAGGCUCUAUUUUAGGUCCGGUUUUGUUUACAAUCUAUGUUAACGACCUCCUUUCUGUUCCUAAACGUUGUCUAUCUGCCUCCUAUGUUGAUGACUGUAAAUUGUACUUGUCCUUUUCACCUGCCGAAUUACCCACGUCCAUCCUCGCCUUAAACGAAGAUCUUACGAGAAUAUCUCAAUGGUGCUGUAAAAACUCUCUUUUGAUUAAUCCGGACAAAACUAAGGUUCUAGCUGUUGGAUUACCACAACUUUUAAAGAAACUGUCAUCUUUCAGUAUAACACUUUUUGACAAGGAAAUAACACCUGUGCCUGUCGUUAAGGACUUGGGUGUUCUUCUCGACACACACCUCAGUUAUAACCAACAUAUCACUGAGAUUGCCUCUAAAUGCCUUUUUAAAUUGUACCAAAUUAACAGAAUCAAACACCUCCUGGAUAGGAAAACACUUCUGUUAGUAAUAAAUUCUUUUGUCUUUAGUAAACUCCAAUAUUGUUCAACUGUCUGGAGUAAUACCAGCAGCAGCAAUAUUGACAAGUUACAAAAAGUCCAAAACUUUGCCGGGCGAAUUAUUCUGGGACUAAGAAAGUAUGACCAUAUUUCGGAUGGGUUGCGAUCGUUGAAAUGGCUUCCUAUUAGAGAGAAACUCAUUCUAAAUGACGCUACUAUGAUGCACAAAUGUAUUAACAAGCUUGUUCCAGACUAUCUUGCUGAUAUGUUUAAAUUACGUUCUCAAGUCCAUAAUAGACAAACUCGAUCAUCUGGUGCUUUGGAUAUACCUUUAUGUCGCCUGUCAACAGGGCAGCGCUCCUUUGCUUUCAGAGGAGCCAAACUCUGGAACUCCUUGAAUGAUAACAUUAAGUCUUUAAAAUGCCCCAGGAAUUUUAGACGUCAUCUUGCAAACGUUUUAUUAAGUUGAUAUAUUAUAUUAUUGAUAUAUAUUUUGUAAUUAUAAUAUUAUUGUAUUUACAUUCUCAAUUAAUUUAUAUAUUGAGCUGAAAAGCCCACUUAGGGAGCAUCAAUAAAGUAUAUGUAUGUAUGUAUAUGUAUAACACGGUACUUUCGUUUGAAGAAACUCGGCACUCACGGCGACAUAAUAGUUGAGGGACUGAGACUAAGACCACUGUUUUUGUCGGGAGGCUUUAAGUGAGCAAGUAAAAGAAGAUGAACCAAGGUUGAUCUCAGUGUAAAUGUACUCCAACAGUACUAUUACUGUAACUGAAUAGGGGCGUUUAUAGGAAUGAGGGUGUUUACUCAAUAGGGGUGCUUAAUAACAAAAAAAAAUUUGAGGGAGUCGCUUAUUAGAGAGGGAGCGCUUACUGGAAGGAGGGCGCUAAAUCGAAUCAUUAUGGUAUACUGAAAAUGUCACUUGAAUACAACUCAUUUUAGAACCAGGAGAAGAGACGUUAUGAAAUAUCUCAUACCUUUGUAUGACUGAGAUUAUUUCAUCGAGCUCUCACCAAGAGUACAUUUCGGUUAUCUUUUAAAUUUAACUCCCAAUUUCUUGGAUCUUGAUGCAUAUUCUGGUGCUGGUAUGAAACUGUUGUAAAGGGUAAUUUCCAGUGGUCCUAUGAAGUAUCAGCCUCUGAGUUAAGUCUUUUUUAAAAGAAUAAGUUCAGAAGCUGAUACUAAUGGGCUGAUAUUUCAUUUUUUUACAAUUAAACUUGUAUUAAAGGUUACUCACCUGAAUAUUUUUUUAGGACGACGUCAGAGGGGGCGAUUGAGAAUUAUUAGACGUUUAAGACGGCGAAGGCGACGGCAAAGGCGAAGGAGACGACGACGAAAACGACGAAGAAUACAUAGAAGAAAACGAAGGUUACGAAGGCGAAGGAGGCAACUCAGACGUUCUGCAGUUCUAUUCAAAUACGGAAGGCGCUUCAGGCCUGUGCGCAGGAUUGGAGGAGAAUGGAAAUUCCUUUAUGGACGUCGAUGGCAGAAAAUAAGGUAGGUUAUGGGUCAUAUCUACUGCAAACAAAAUAAAGUUUUGAAACACCAAACCAAUGUUUGUUCAAAAUUAUAUGGUAUUUCGUAAAAAGUUACGUUAUUGUCUUCACGGAAAUUGAUUCUACCCAGCUUUUGGGGUUCUAUCCUUUAAAAUAGUAUCAACCAAAAGCGCAAUUUUUCCUGAACAAUUGAGAAGUAUAUUUUUUUUGUAAGCCUACCAUAAAAAUACCACAGCCUCUUAGAAAAAACCUUCAAUUUUAGCUUAAUGUGCUUAUAACUCAAAAAUCAAAAACUUGCCAUAUUUUUCCGAGGACAGACAGUUUAGUUCUUUUCUUGUUCAGGUUCCAAAAAAGGUCAGUGAGAGUGGGUGCGAGGAAAACUCCUCUACAGAGGCGGCUGAUGAUUUACUUUGUAAGAAGGUGGCGGUACGUGCUAGUAAGGCGCCGAGGGCUGUUCAUAAGAUACGCGAGAAAGUACAGAAAGAUCAUACUUGGACGAGUUAUAAAACUGAGGUAUAAUAGGAAAUGGAUCAGCUUUAAAGGACGAAGACCAUAUAAGAAACUCAGAAAGAACAGGGCUAGGAAACGAAGACGCAGAAGACGAAGAGCUAGAAGAAGACGAAAACGGCGAAGGCGACGAAGGAGAUACAGGCGAAGAAAACGAAGACGAACACGUAGGCGAAGGCGGAGAAGAAAUAGAAGGCGCAGGAGACUUAUUCUGUUCCGAUAUGGAAGACGUGUGAGGAAAGUGUUCCCAAGGAAGGGAAGACUUUUCUUCCGAGUCGGAAAGGUUUACAUGGGAUUCAGGUAAGAAAGGAGGUUAAUAGAAGAGCUAGAUAGUACAAUUUUUUCUUUUUUUCCGCUGGAAGGCUUUUGAGCAAAAUGAAUUAGUGAGGUACGCUUCUAAAAAAACUGUGGUGCUCCGUUAGUGGGAGAGUAUAACAAGGUAAAUUGGCCACCGUUAAGAGUUUCAAAGCUGACAUUUCGAGCGUUAGCCCUUCUUUAGAGCGAAACUCUGACGAAAGGGCCAACGCUCGAAACGUCAACUUUAAAACUCUAAUGGUGGCCAAAUAACAUUAUCAAAUCAGUUGACUUUACCACGUUACUUUAAACAAAUGACUUUAAACAGAAGCAUUUUUUAACGUGUUUAUUUUGGUUUAAACCUAAACUUAGGUACCUCAGAGGUGUCGUGUAUGUAAGGAAGCGGGGAGGCAGAUGGCGUCCAAUUCGAAGUUUACGAAAUAGAGUGAGGAUCUGGACAGGACGUCAUUGGACUCGCUUAACGGUUCGUCGCGGAAGACUGUGCAUUCGUAAAGGAAGGAAGUACAGAAAGAUCACAAUAUUGAGAGGAGGUCAAGUCAGAGUGCGUUACAGAAUAGGUUGGAAGAGGAUUGGACGGCUACGAAGACAACGGCGAAAGCUCAUCAAACGAAGAAAACGUCUCAGGCGACGACGAAGGAGAAGACGGAGGCGAAGGAGACGACAACGACGACGACAACGAAGACGUCGCAGAAGGCGACGAAGGCGACGAAGGAGGCGCAGAAAAUUGAGAAAGAGGAGGCUAAGGUGCGUGAUGCGCUAUCAGCUUCGCCGCAGGUGGAGACAAGUCGUUCGAAAAGGCAGACGUUUCUACAUCAAAAUAGGACGAAGAUGGCGAUCAUGGAGGUACCAUUCUUAAUUAUAUACUGAAAGUUUUGAGUUGGAUAACUUCUCUAACACUUUCAAAGUAGUUGGGUAGCUUUGAAUGCAAGGUUUUAAAUACUUACACCGCAGUUAACCAAACUGACAUUGCUUAUUCAUAAUAAGUGCUAGUCUCUGGCAAGGAUAGUGAACGGCAAAUGUCAUUUCUCUACCUUGAAAAAAGUAAAAGCUCGAUUAAGACGGAUAGUAUUAGAAAUAGUAAUCGAAUUAUUCACCGGGUUGAAUUAACUUAGUAAAAUCACAUCCGUGAUUGAAACUCGUGCGACCUUUACGUGUGAGAUUGACUUAAUACUAAACAGGUAUCAUUUCCUUUUUCUUUAUUUUCCAUGCAAUUUUACUGGUUCUUUCAAAAAAAUUCGUAGUUUGAUUGCUUGGUUGUUUUGUUUUUUUGCUCCACUCCGAUGCCACUUUGAGAUAAAAGAAUUGUGAUCAGUGACUAAAUUUAAUUUUUCAGAGUCAAUGAGAUUACAAGGAUUAUGUUAUUAAGUGGACACUUUGUUUGUAAUCAGACAAAGAUAAAGCCAGGCCUACUACGAAACAAUUGGCGUUGUUUUAUCUUUCAGACCACGAGGGUCCCGUGUAAAAAUAGGAAAAAGGGGACGAUAUCAACCAAUUAAUAACCGGCUCAAGAUAAGGGUCGGUUUAGUAUGGAGGAGAAUAAAGCUAAGACGCCGUAAAUUGACGGUCACGUGGAGAAGAAGACUAAGACCUGUGUCGAUAACGAAGAGGCGACUAAAGAUUUUUACCGGAAAAGGAUGGAAAACAUUAAAGAGGCGUAGGAGAUAUCCAAGAAGAAGAAUCCUUCGCAGGAAAAGGAGGCGACAACAACGGCGAAGAAGGCGAAGGAGGAGACGAAGACGAAGGCGACGACAGAGAAAGCUGCGGAGGCGGCGCCGGAGACAGCGAAGAAGAAUAAGAAGAAAACGGAGGAGAAGGCGCACAAGGCGAUCAGGAUGUGUGUUGCGUAUUCGUUAUGGCGGUCGAUUCAGACCAGUGUAUAGUAGAAGAGGCCGGCUGAUGAUGCGUUUAAGGAGGCGAUAUGUGACAGUGAGGUAUUUUGCAAAUUUAGUGUCGCUCAGACACUUUUCAUGAACUUUUAUGUCAUAUAGACUGGAGCUAGAGUUUUGAAUCGUGACAAAAUAGAUGACAUAUCAUUCCAACGGGAGUUUUCCUGUACAAAAUGAAUUGUAUUGUAGCAAAAUUGGAUCAUGUCGAUGAUCAUCUAAAAAGAAAUUGUGGUGGUGCGUCACCAUAAGUACCUAAGUUGAUAAAGGGAGAUGAACCGCCGUAACGAUUUCUGACAUUUAAAUCGUUGCCCUUUCUUCGGAGCAAUUUGGGAGAUUGUAAUAAAGCAGAGGAUCGUUUUCGCGAACAUCGGAGAGACCUCAAAGCUACGGCAACAAUGUCUUUAUGCCCGAUCUAAUCUUCCCGGUCAUUUUUUAAAACCAUAGUUGUCUGUGGGCUUUCUUUCCACAAAGGUAACACAGAACAUUGCAAAAAAAAACAAAACAACAACAAAACUGUUUCUUUACAAAUCAGCACCUUGGCUACCUCUUCAAGUAAAGAACGACCCACAUUUAAUCUAUUUGUAUAUUCAGAUAUCAUCUGUUAGUCUGUCCACUUCAACAGUAUAACCCCAUUUUUCACCAUAUAAACACUUAUACAAACUACAAUCUUUAAUUUCCUCCGAUAAAGAGCUAAUGCUCGAAACGCCACCUUUAUAAAAUUCACUACAGCUUUUAAAAUUUAGUUCAUUACUCGGAUGACUCCGUAUCACAUUUUUUCAAUGAUUAGUAAUACCCUUCUUAUCUUUAAAAUUAUAGUUACAGGAACCGACGAUUAUAUAUCCGCCUCAAAAAGAGACGGGUUCUCGUGAGAAGCCGCCGAAUACGAGUAUAUGUGGGGAGAAGAUGGGUAAAGGUGCGGCGACUUGGUGCUAAACUUUAUGGCAAAGGCAAACAACUCCGACUAACGAGAAGGGGAGUAAGAGUUUUCACGCGUAAAGGGUGGAGACGAUUAAGGUACCGAGGAAGGAGGCGCAGAGUAAGGUACACGAGGAAAUACUUGAGGAGACUUCGAAGGCUCCGAAAGUUGCGACGAAGACAACUCAGAAAGGUACGAAGAAGGAAAAGAAGACGACAACGAAGACGUAAACGAAGGCGGCGUAGAAGACGUCGAAGACGACGUCGUAGAAGGCGGCGAAGACUUCGUAGACGAGGCGGUUAUGGAAGACGAGGAAGAAAGAAGAGGCUGAGAAGGAGACUGAAGAGAAAAAGAAGACGAUUCAGGAGAAAGGCGAGAAGACGACGACGGAGACAAAGACGACGUCGAAGAAGACGAAGACAGCUUUUGAGGCGAAAGCGCCGCUGUGCCCUGCGUUUCCGUUAUAGAAAAAUUUGGAGAAGCAUUUUCAGAUGGAAAAAACGCCUGGUUUUCCGAUUUCAUGGAAAACUCCACUAUCUAAGGUAAGGAAAUCCUUUGUUCCUUUUAGUCUUUCGAUCAUGGUGCUUUACGCAAUUUACUUUGAAUUGAUUGUCGUCACUUUGUACACAACUGUCCUUUGGUGGCUGUUCGGGGUUUAUGGAGGUAAAGGCUUCCUUGGUAUAGCUGCUGUGAGGGUCAGAGGUUCCAAACCUCUUGUUCAGAACUGGGAGAUGUAAUCGCGGAAGCUUCACGGCUUUCCGCUGUCUUACCCUUUGAAAUUGAUCGGCAAGUGGUAAGUAUAUGGUAAGACACGGGUUUCAUAGUCCCUUGUCACUCGAACAGCUCAGUGUUGUACUGGUGCUUCAAGAUGAAAAUCUACGGUUUGUUUUUUUCUUUUAUACAAGAAAGUGAAAAAAGAGAAGAUAAUGGCGUAAAAAAUCACGAUAAACUUUUACGGAUGCCUUUGAUCUGUUCAAUUCUUACUAUUGUGAAAUUGCAUCUAUUUAAUCUAAGCUAUUUUAAGUAUAUACAAAUAGUUUCUUCAAGAUGAAAAAUGCUGUUUUCAAAUAUCUUAUUUCGUUCCAUAGAUAUCCGACUUUUUAAAAUAUGCCAAUUAGUCAGAAACUCAACCAAGGUUUGGUUCAAAUGUGAAGGAAAAACCAUGUAACCCCAUUUAUAUCUACGAUCUUUGAUUCUUUCUAAUAAGGUCCGAUGAGAUGAUUGGUUCAUAAAAAAAAUAUUUUAAUUUUUUGAAGAGAGUAACGUAUCCUCAGACUCUCUAAUUGUGUAAAAGGAUGCCAUAUGCGUUUUAAUUAUGGCUUGUGAAAUAAAAUUAUUCAAACUUCGAUUUUUCUGAGACUUUCAUGCGUUUUGAUUUCUUGAUUUUUCGAAUCGUUUGGGAAAUCUUCAAUAAUACCAUUUGUUAAGGCAAGAAAAAAAAUGAAAACAAAUCGACAAAAACGAAGAAUCCGAAAUAUGUCGCCAAUAACCCCAUUACUCUGGUCUGCGGUCCUCUGAUGGCAUAGUCUACACCGGAGCAGGCCACUAAUACAUUGGCAUAUCAAGUCACUUCAAUAACUAAUUAUUUGCAUUGUGUGUGUACCACGAGUUAAAAAAAAAUAGUAUUUUUCCUUCUCUCGUUUCAGGUACCAUCGCGGAGUGCUCAGGCUCAGGUUGAAAAGAAGAUGGAUUCUAGUCCGUAAUCUGGGAUAUCGCCUGCGGGUCUAUAUCAGAGGCGUUUGGAGACUGAUUCGUAAGAAGGGUCGCUACUUGUUUGCUAAAUAUGGACGCAGAUAUCGAAGGGUAACACUCUACAGAGGAUUGCCUAAAAUCAAAAUCGGGAAACGUUGGAGGCGCAUCAGAAAAAGAGUGAGUAGGAGGACAAAAAGGAGGCGACGGAUCAGUAGAAGAAGAAGAAGGCGACGAAGAAGGCAAAGAAAGCGAAAACGAAGAUACAGGAGAAAGCUAAGACGGCGAAGAAGACGAAGACGUCGACGGCUUCGAAGAUGCGUCAUACGAGUCCGCCGUGGACGACGCUGGCUUCCUAUCAUUAGGAAGAGAGGUGUUUUGAAGAUACGAAUCCACAGGGUUUUUAGGCGCAUCAGGUAGUGUAGCCAAUGGUUCUCUGAUUUGAUUGUAAUUUAUAUAUUCGUACUUUCCGGAUAGUGUCCGAUCAAAGGGGACAGUUCCCUUUCAGUUGGUGUUGUUUCAACCAGUAUGCAUUACAUGCAUUCUUGAAAAGAACAUAGUAAUUAGUUGAGGUUUUUGCCUUCAAAGAACACAAGUCUUUAAGACAAAACCAUUUUCGUGGAUCUAAUUUAGUUUGCUGAUAAAGCAUAUCUACAGUUAGCCAGUGCCAGCCACCAGAAACUUUAAACCUUUUUAAACCAGUCUAACCAAGCUUAUCACUCAAUACGAGAAAAUAAGAUGAACAGACUCACUGGAAUAAUUAAUUGCCUCAGUUAUUUGAGUCUAAUAGUGAAGAAAUAGUUACACAUUUUGAUUGAAGAUGAAAAAAAAAGGUGUCGUCGUGGGAUGUUUGAAUUGGAAAUGGAAAUAGCGUUACGUAGAUUUUCAAUAUUUAUUUUUCCUUUUAAAAUAUUACUAUUAGA